This is a messenger RNA of Quercus robur (English oak), 756 nucleotides long. RefSeq names its product wall-associated receptor kinase 1-like. The coding region runs from base 1 to 756 and encodes 251 amino acids. Gene Ontology annotation, biological process: cell surface receptor signaling pathway; protein phosphorylation. The transcript is spliced from 3 exons. Lineage: Eukaryota; Viridiplantae; Streptophyta; Magnoliopsida; Fagales; Fagaceae. Gene Ontology annotation, cellular component: plasma membrane. The record is from RefSeq and is a predicted model, not a curated record. Gene Ontology annotation, molecular function: ATP binding; protein serine/threonine kinase activity.
AUGGCCCGGGAUAUCUCUGCAAAGGCUUUCAAGGAAAUCCAUUCAUUUUUCAUGGUUGCCAAGGUGAAAGGUGGCCUUAAUUAUCCACUGGUGGUAGAGUGGGAAUUGGAAACAUGGAAAACUGGAUCAAUCUGUGUUGGGCUUCUUGUAUUGCUUGUGGGAGGCUCUUUGGCUUUUUGGGGAUUGAAGAAAAGAAAGUUCAUCAAACUUAAACAGAAGUUCUUCGAAAGAAAUGGCGGAUUGCUAUUGGGUUCUGUUAAGAAUGCCAAAACAUUCACUGCGGAAGAUCUCAAGAAGGCUACAAACAACUACCAUCCAACUCGAGUAAUUGGUCAAGGAGGGUUUGGAGUUGUUUACAAAGGUAUAUUGCAGAACAACCAGAUUGUGGCAAUUAAGAAAUCGAAAUUUUGUGACCAAAGCCAGGUGGCAGAGUUCAUUAACGAGAUAAGUCUUCUUACCACGAUUAUUCACAAAAAUAUAGUAAGACUAUUAGGAUUCUGUCUCGAAACAGAGGUUCCUUUGCUGGUAUAUGAGUAUAUAAGUAAUGACACUUUGUUUGAUCAAAUUCAUGUUCAAAAUUCCUUACUGUCUUGGGAGAAACGAAUGAAGAUUGCUCUGGAAACAGCAAAUGGACUUGCCUAUUUGCAUUUUAAAACUGAAGUGCCCAUUUUGCACAGGGACACGGCGUGGUUAAGUGACACGAGGGAUGACAUUACUACCUGGGCAAAUCGUUACAUUUGCUUCAAAUGGAAUUAA